Homarus americanus (American lobster) is the source of this 1338-nucleotide messenger RNA. Its product is annotated as mitochondrial carrier homolog 2-like. The transcript has 2 exons. The record is from RefSeq and is a predicted model, not a curated record. Lineage: Eukaryota; Metazoa; Arthropoda; Malacostraca; Decapoda; Nephropidae. The coding region runs from base 43 to 291 and encodes 82 amino acids.
AUAGUUCUUUUAUAUUUUUAUUUGCAGUUCCUGGCUUCUGCAAUGACAUAUCCACUCCAGGUUGUGUCUAACUGUAUGGCUGUGUCAGGGAGCGGAUUGGUUGCCGGAUCUCCCCCGAAUAUGCCCAUCUACGGUGGCUGGCUAGAUUGCUACCGUCAUUUACGACAAGUUCGUGGCUUGAAACGAGGAUCUUCCAUGUUGUGGCGUGCUUAUACUGGCCCCACAAUUAUGCUGGAUGGUGGUCUUGCUAUUCCUUCAUCAGACAUGUUUGCAGCACCCCUAACCUCUUAGCUGUCACUCUCUCUCUCUCUCUUUUUUUAGUAACUACAAAAUUUUAAUUAAAUUUAUUGCAGUAAAAGUACUCUAGGGUAUUACUAUAACUCAAGUAGACACCAGGAGGAGGUAGAAGUGUGCUAACUAAUACAGUACUAGAAAGAUUUAAUACUUCACUAUUUCAAAAUUAUAUUGUUUAGUCAAAGGAGUCUAUUUGGUGUAUAUAUUUAAGGGUUUGAUAGGAGUACCUAUAAAGGCCUGACAUAUUCAUGAUUUGCAUGCAAAAUCUUAAAACAAAAAUGCUUACACUCUUAAAUGUCUGUCUAACAAGAGGUAUUAAGGAAAUUGUUUAAUUAUUGAGACAAAUAUGUCGCCAAGAGCUUCUUGUAAAUUAUUCCACUUUAAUAUUUUCUGAACUAAUAUACAGUCCCUUGUACAGUAUAGAAGAAAAUAUUUUUUAUUAUUAUUUAUAAUUAUCCAUUUCUUGAAUUGUUUUCUCUGACUUUUUAUGGUGCAUCAAUAUGGGUGUAUCCGAGAGCAAGAGCAAAUGAGUUAUUAAAUGAAUCAACAAGCUGAUUGUAUACCUUGUUUAUCAGCUUUAGAGGAAAUGGGGAAGAUCUUAACAAGAGUGAGUUAUGCUGCCAUCAACAUUUAUUUUAUUCUUAAAUUUUUCAUGAUAAAUGAAAAUAAAUAUUUAUUGAUCACUAUCUGCCUCAUUAGUCACAUUACCUAUACAAAAUGGGUGCAAAUUUUCAUAAAUAUUAAAAUUUCACCAAGUAAUGGUUUUAUGAUUCGGUGUAGUGUAGUGUGUGGUGUAUUAAUAGGAAACAUGUCAAUACUUAAGAAAUUGUCAUUUUCGAUAUCUUUGGUACAGUAUGCACAUCCCUUCACAUUUUGUAAUAUAUGAAUACUUUGAUGUAUAAUUAUCAUAGAGAUUGUACAUAAAUUAUGGGUAAAGCUUUACAAAUCAUCAUAUGUAAUUAUUAACCAGCAGUUCAUUGGACACUGUGUAUUUACACUUCAACAUUUUAUGCACAUGCAUUGUAGAUAAAAAAUGUGAACCUC